CGCGUCUACCACACCUACUACCAGUGGGUCUGUUUUGUGCUCUUCUUCCAGGCGCUCGCCUUCUGGGCGCCCCGCUUCAUCUGGAAGAUGGCCGAGGGCGGACUGACGCGCAACCUGGUGCUCGGCCUGAACAGCCCCCUGCUGAACGGCGAGUCGAGGGAGGCCAGCAUCCGCCUCCUCACCGAGUACUUCACUGCAAACAUGCACCUCCACAAUGGCCGCUUCUUCACCUACGCCGCCACGGAGACGCUCAACCUGCUGAACGUCGUCCUGCAGAUGCUAAUGCUGGACCGAUUUCUGGGCAACCAGUUCUCCAGCUACGGCAUUGAGGUGCUCAAGUUCACCGAGUGGGACGAGGCGGUCCGCUUCGAUCCGAUGAUCAAGAUCUUCCCUCGCAUGACCAAGUGCGACUUCUACAACUUCGGCGCCAGUGGCUCCAUCGAGCGGAAGGACGCCCUCUGUCUGCUGCCGAUCAACGUCCUCAACGAGAAGAUCUUCAUCUUCCUCUGGUUCUGGCUGUACCUGCUGGCGGUGCUCUCCGCCCUCACCCUCCUCUACCGCGCGCUGACCAUCUUCAUUCCGACGCUGCGGGUGAUGGCCCUCAACUCGCACUGUCGCCUGAGCAACUCGCGGGCAAUUAAGCAGGUGCUCAGCAAGGGCAGCAUCGGCGACUGGUUCAUGCUCGACCUGCUGGCGAAGAACAUGGAGGCGUCCAACUUCAAGGAGCUCAUCGUCCGCCUGAAGGAGAAGUUUGAGACGGACGCCGACGCCGAGUCGCUCGAUCUCCUCAAAGACAAGCUCAAUCUACUUAGUGAGAAGCUCUCCUUUAUGGAGAAGAGAUGA
This is a messenger RNA of Rhagoletis zephyria (snowberry fruit fly), 843 nucleotides long. NCBI's taxonomy places the organism in Eukaryota, Metazoa, Arthropoda, Insecta, Diptera, Tephritidae. The record is from RefSeq and is a predicted model, not a curated record.